This is a messenger RNA of Cephus cinctus (wheat stem sawfly), 18397 nucleotides long. It is a transcript of the gene nAChRalpha1, whose product is annotated as acetylcholine receptor subunit alpha-like 1. The record is from RefSeq and is a predicted model, not a curated record. The transcript is spliced from 10 exons. Gene Ontology annotation, molecular function: transmembrane signaling receptor activity; acetylcholine-gated monoatomic cation-selective channel activity. Gene Ontology annotation, biological process: regulation of membrane potential; monoatomic ion transmembrane transport; nervous system process. Gene Ontology annotation, cellular component: postsynaptic membrane; synapse; neuron projection. Bases 4966 to 6753 code for a protein of 595 amino acids. Lineage: Eukaryota; Metazoa; Arthropoda; Insecta; Hymenoptera; Cephidae.
CACCACGAUUCCAAACUGGAGUAUCAUCAUAUUCCAAUUUACCUAGUCCACAGCCAGCAUUGACAGAAAUCCUAUAAAUAGACGUAAUAACAUGAUUUUAUUGUUGGCUCUCCAGUUUAUCAGGAUUACUAAUAUAGCUCGUUAAAUCAGGAACCAUUAGAAAUGCCUGAGCGAACCGGACCUCCUGCAUAGUAUCUAUAGCCAAUACUUUUAUUGAUCGUUACGUCAAGAGAUCAUGCCGCUUUAUAAGGACUAAUCAAAGAGAGAUUUUUCAAGAUAAUGAGCCGAAUAAUAAUUGGAUAUAAAAUUUAGCACAGUGAUGGAAAGGUAAAAGGAAGGAAAACAAAGGUCAAUUUUUUAAUGCUGUUAAUACUUACCUGUUGCAUAUUGAGCUUAGGAUAAUCUUAUGUCUAUCUGUACAAGGAUUUACGUAUUUGGAUUCAAUAUGCAUGUAAAAUAUAUAUUGAAUCCCUAUUGAUUUCAGAGAUUUUCUAUUAUCUAAUAAGCCUGUAGUGCUAUUGCUACAGUUCAACGACCUGUGCACUUCCGGUCAAUUAGUUCCGGUUCCCCAAUACUGCAAUGGCGGAUAGAUUUGAAAGUGGUAGUAGACAAGAAUGCCUUUGUUAUUAGGAAAUGAAAAUAGCAGAUAACGAUAGAGUCUUACGGUACCCCUGUCAUGGACCAGUAUCACUGAUGCAAACCAGCUUAGAGUAUAAAGGAUGCUGGUAAAUGAUUCUGUGUCAACCAUGGGAUCCAAAUGCGCUGGGGGUUUCAUCCUUAAGUGCUGACUGGUAGGAAAUUUUGCGGGCGUAAAUUUAGCAGUCUGUACGUUCACACCUGCGGAAGCGCUUGGUGAGUGUGAGAAUUUCUGGAUAGUAGGAAAAAUCGGUCUAGCUAAAUUUUCCAUAUAAUAAAUAUGCAUCGUGCAAAUAGGGAGAGCAUCGAGUAUAAAAAGACGACGGGUCUGGAAAAAAAGGGAUACUGAUAAAAUGAAGAAAGAAUCCUAAAAAAUAGAGGUUAGAAAGAAAAAAAUUGAUUAUCUUAAAAAAGCGGAAAUUACGAGAAAGAUUCGAUCUUUAAUUGUGUCUAUUCGGCGAAAAAUUGCAAGGUCUCCUGUGUCUCUCUGUAUCGUCUUGAGUUCCUUAUUUCUUGCUCAAAGUCAAACUGUUUGGCUUCAUCAAUCAUAGUACACGUUGUAGGCAAUCCUUCAUAGAAAUCUUGGAGGCUAACCGGAAGUCCUCCCCUAGUAGAAGGCUCGCGCCUGUUAUAACAUCCGGCAGAUCGGAAACACCCGGUAUCCGGAAAGGUUCAUAUUCUCAUAGAGUAUCUAUGUAUAGGGUUUUUUAGUACAAGCGGACCACCAUAGGUGGCUCUACCAUAGAAAUCAAAUGGACAGGCUAAUUUCAGAUAGUGCGUUUGUCGUUAAUAGCUAAAUAGAUAUCUGACUAUCCAUAGGUAUAACCUACAAAUCAAGAUCUAUUAUAAUUACUCACAAGGAUUAUGUUAUAGAGUAUCAGAUAUGAUAUCAGUGAACUGGAAGUAAAAUGUUAAUUGUAAUAUCUAUAAUGUAUAUAGCAUUCUAGCUGAAACAGAAGAGAACCAUUGGAGCGCGUCAAAAGGGGAUGCCCAGGACAGGAUGGUAGUUGGGAUAAGGUGGAUAAUUAAUGUGAUGUCACGCAUCGAGGCAACCUUCCAUCGUAGUCUGGCGCUCUUUCACCCCCUAGCGCAGCAGGAAGCGCUGCCAGGUCGCCACCCCUUGAGAGGCAGGCAUCCACUGAAAACUCGUAUCUCGCCUAACAUAAGAUAAGCCGAAAUCCUAUUAUAGUUCGUUGUAGAUUGCCCUAAAUAGUUGGCAUUCGCAAGUUGGCUGCCGUGAGGAUGGUCCUGGGGAUAAGGUUACUGAGGGCGAAGAGAGGGCUAUAGGUGACAGGGUGGUUCAAAAGCUGCGGGUUACCCAGAACACUAACUAUAUGUAUAUAACAGCCAGGAAGGUUCUGGAGUUUAAAUGAGAGUUUGCGCCCCAUAAAUUAUUGCAUUCGAGUCGCCGCCUCCUGUACAUGUAAACACGCCUUUAGCCCGGUCCUGCCUCGCCCAUCCUUAUCCUUAUAUUCAGCGACCACCCAUCUCCGACCUUCCGCAGCGCGAUCAAGGUUGAGAAAUCAAGAUCUGAUUGGGAGAGUCGAUAAAUGAAUUAUUUAUAUAAAAUUGUUAUUAUAGGUAUUGAACAAAUGAAUAUAUUCGGUGAUUCGAUGGCGUUCAUUUUGGCUCUAAGAAAAUCAUCAAUUCAUGAUGACAUACAAUUCGUACCCUUAGGAUGACCCGCGUGGGAACCUGUUUCCCUAGGGUCCCUAGGGUCUCCCGACAAAACCGUCUGUCACCGACAUCAUCCUCUUGGAGUUCCUGACCUCUUGGUGACGUUAAUGCAAGACGUUUCUCUUCCGUAGGGAGCGCUGGUGCGGGGUGAGGCGGAACAGUCCAAUGAACUGACAGUUAGAAGUCCAAUUCGACUUAGAUGUUAUUCCCCACGAAAUGAGUUUCUUCCUGAGGAAGGUACUUUUUUCGGGGUUAGUCGAUACGAGUCCCCAAGUUAUAUCCCAAAAUAAAUUAGGGGAUGUCAGAGUUCAGUAAUAUCACUAAUCCAUUAUAAUCCAAAUAUAAUUUACUUACAGUAUUCCUAUUGAGAAAAGCAAUCAUCCUUCCGCAGAGAUUUCCUGUUUGUAAUCAUCCAUAUUCCAAUUUUCUUUUGGACCAAGUACACUGUAAGCAGAUAUAGCAUUGUCUGGUUUCAGCAUCAAAGAGAUACAAAGACUAGGUAAGCAAUGUAGCAAGAGCAAGGUAGCUGGCACGUCUAGGUGUACGCGUUCAGCACCCCCUGACGACUCAACCUCGCACCGCGAGUGUCGGUAUCGACUGGGGUUUGUCGGGAGUGGGUGCGCCGUUCUACUGGUGGGGGUAAAGAGUCGUGAAGUUUCGUGGAUCCUCGGGUAAGAUCGUGAGGUUUCGUAUAGCGGGUUUCAGGCACAUGUUCAGCUUAUAGGAAUGGAAUCGGCUGUAGUCGGGUGUCUUCGGUUCAUUCGGGCGGUAGAUGCUCGUGCUUGUAAGCGCUGCUACGGGCUUGUGCAAUAUAUAGAAUACCGGGCGGUUCGCUUCGGGUAACUUCGACGAUGCUCGUGCCCUGCCGGCGACGUCUCGCGUCGGGGCUUCCACAUGGUUUGGUAUUGGCUCCCGGGGCGCAGGGUGGCUGUGCGACGGCGACGGGGCUGGCGACUACGUACGCGACGCGACGGGGUAGCUGCACGACGAGCCCCUGAGUAACGGGGAGCUUCAGUACUAAGGAGGGUAGUUUGCCGGACUGUUUGUGCGAUCUGGACGAUGGCGUAACACGUCGAGAAUGUUACCGGGAGUGCGGCCAGUCCUUGAACCUUGAACGAGAUUACAUACUGUUGAUUUGGAUUAUUAUGAGAUGCACGUUUUUAAACCGAUAGAUACCUUACGCUAUCAAGCCGGGUAUAUUGUUGAGACUGUGUCCUCGUGCACCUUCUUCGCGAUACGGAUUGAAUCGGUCUUCUUCAGACACUGAAGAGAAUUCUAUGAUACUGGAAGGUUUAAAAGGUUCGCGAGUGUCGGGAUUUAAAGCAUCGAAAGGAGAGUGUUAAAGGGAAAUACUGUUAGGCAAGAGAAGCUUGGCCUUCAUCGAGGACCUGGUGAAGUGAUUGAAUGAGGUUGCUGUGACUCCUGUAGAUCGACGGCUCCCAUGUAUUAAUUCCUGAGUCUCGAAGUUCCUAUUUAUUCUCUCCAGGUUGUAUACGUUGUUUUCGAUAUGUUCAUUUCUUUGUUGUCUAGUUUGUUUCUCUGUCUCUCUGCUCCAUCCAGCCGUUCCUUUUUCAUCUCUCCCGCUGAGCGUACUUGAGAGGAGAGAGAGUAAGAAGAGAGGAGGCAGUAUCAGUCUCUGAGUCUACGUUACAGCACAGCACGUCAUCCAUAUCGCAAGCUCUACUACUUACUCGUACACGUUCACCUUCGCAGCCGAGACUAUCCCACUCCAUCCCAUAGACCCAUCUACCCAGCCGUUCUACCCCCCACCAGCGCCAUCACCGCCGCCACGAGCAGAAGCAGCACCACCACCAGCACCAGGGUGAACCCAGUGAACCCAUCCCUUAGCUAGGGAGGUUAAAGCGUGCUAAAGUGAUCUUUUCGCCGUGUGUCCUCGUCGUGAUCGCGACUCCUGUGGAUGGCUUCAGGAAGUACAACCGGAGGAUCGUCAUCGCGGUGGAUGAUCCAAUCGUAUUGUGGAUUAGAAGUGUACAGCAGGUGGACCGACACCUGGUGAAUCCGAAGGAGCUGCUCGAUUCCCGGUAACGAGCCUCACCAGGUGAAUUUUAACCUCGUGCCGGGAGGAUGGACGCGCCGUGGACGUGCCCGAGGAAGCUCGGCCGUAGGAGUAGCGGGACGAGCUACGAGGAUAAGAAUAAAAAAGAGUGUGGGCUUCUUCGAGGAUCGCGACGACCGUCCCUUGGCCCACCCAGGAUCCUCUACUGGUAGCGUCUUAAGACGUGGUGUGUCUAAGCUGCUCAAGAACUCGUGGACGUGGUUCAGGGUGGAAGACUUCAACGUGCUACGGUUUUUUAUAUCCAAGACGAUCAUCGUUAAUACUCGACGACGUCGUACUUCCUCUCAGGGUAUACAAGUGUUCGUUGAACUUACUCUUAAGCUAUCAUCAUACACUCACUCCUGGCCUGAUUUUACCCUACGGGGAUGACGCUGGCGGGCAUGGGCCCGUCCGAGCAACACGACAUCCUCGUCCUCGCAACGCUUCUAUGGGAACUACGAGUAUCCUUUGCGAUCACCUGCAGGACACUCAGGACGCCCGGGGUUCGGUAGCUCGUCCUUCCUUAUUGCUCUUCAUCGACGCCCGCGGGCAAUGUGCCCACCCGCCGGCAACGUAACGGGUGGACAAGGCGUACGAUGCUUAGGGAUGCUCGUAGGGACGACGGCUGGAAAGGCUGGUGGCGAUGGUGGUCUCGGUUAGGCGGAUUAUUGGCGAUGGCGACGGCCAUUUCCUGCCUGGUCGGACCGUUUCCGGGUGCCUCGGCCAAUCCGGAAGCGAAACGGCUCUACGACGACCUCCUCUCGAACUACAACCGGCUCAUCCGGCCCGUCGGAAAUAACAGCGAUCGGCUCACGGUCAAGAUGGGACUGCGUCUCUCGCAGCUUAUCGACGUUAACCUGAAGAACCAGAUAAUGACGACGAACGUCUGGGUGGAACAGGAGUGGAACGAUUACAAGCUCAAGUGGAACCCGGACGACUACGGAGGGGUUGACACCCUUCAUGUACCAUCCGAACACAUUUGGCUACCUGACAUCGUUCUCUACAACAAUGCUGAUGGUAACUACGAGGUGACCAUCAUGACCAAGGCGAUCCUCCAUCACAAUGGGAAGGUCGUCUGGAAGCCACCGGCCAUUUAUAAAUCAUUUUGUGAAAUUGACGUCGAGUACUUUCCCUUCGACGAGCAGACCUGCUUCAUGAAGUUUGGCUCCUGGACGUACGACGGUUAUACGGUGGAUCUACGUCAUCUGGCGCAAACGGAAGAUUCAAAUGAGAUCGACGUGGGUAUCGACCUGACCGAUUACUACAUUUCCGUAGAAUGGGAUAUAAUAAAGGUGCCUGCUGUUCGUAACGAGAAGUUCUACAUCUGCUGCGAGGAGCCCUACCCGGACAUCAUCUUCUACAUAACCCUAAGGCGCAAGACACUCUUCUACACGGUGAACCUGAUAAUACCGUGCGUGGGUAUAUCGUUCCUCUCAGUGCUGGUGUUUUAUCUGCCAAGUGACAGCGGUGAGAAGGUGUCAUUGUCAAUCUCAAUUCUCCUGUCGCUCACGGUGUUUUUCCUACUCCUCGCCGAGAUCAUACCGCCGACCUCACUGACGGUACCGCUCCUGGGGAAGUACCUGCUCUUCACGAUGGUGCUGGUGACUUUGUCGGUGGUCGUUACGAUAGCCGUGCUUAAUGUUAACUUUCGUUCGCCGGUUACCCACCGGAUGGCGAAUUGGGUGCGGGUCGUAUUCAUUCAGGUGCUGCCGCGCUUCCUCCUGAUAGAGAGGCCAAAAAAGGAUGAUAACGGUAGUGGUGCUAGUAGUACUGAUCCGAGUGAUAACGGUGAUAACGUUGAUGGGGAUGAUUUGGAUGCCGAUGGGAAGCCCCCAGAGGGCAUCCUUACCGAUGUGUUCCAUGUACAAGAGACUGAUAAGUAUGAUCCUUAUUGUGGCAAAAGGUUCAGCGUUGAGUACGACGUACCUGCUCUGCCGGUACCAGGAUCAAGGUACGAGCAUGGCGCGGUCGGUAACGUCGCGCCUCGCUUUGACGAACCACUACCCUCGCUACCGCUCCCGGCCGCCGACGAUGAUCUCUUCGGUCCCUCCAGCCCGGGUUACGUUCACGAGGACGUCAGUCCCACCUUCGAGAAGCCCAUGCUGCGCGAGAUCGAGAAAACGGUCGACGACGCACGGUUCAUUGCUCAACACGCCAAGAAUAAGGACAAGUUCGAAAGCGUCGAGGAAGACUGGAAGUACGUGGCGAUGGUACUCGAUAGGAUCUUCCUCUGGAUCUUCACUCUGGCCUGCGUCUUUGGUACGGCCCUGAUCAUACUCCAGGCACCGAGUCUUUACGACACGACGAAGCCGAUCGACAUUAAGUAUAGCAAAAUCGCCAAGAAGAAGAUGAUGCUGAUGAAUAUGGGCCCGGAGGAGGACUAGUCGAUGACGCCGCGCGGCUCAGCUCGCCGCCAUCGUUUUCGCACCGGUUCGCAUAGUUCACGCCGUCUAUCCAGGUGGCGCGACGUACGACGACGUAGACGUCGUUCCAGCGCGGCGAAUUCAAUCGCUCGCUGGUUAUCGUCGCGUCGAUUUAUAACCACUAAGAAAAAUCUCUCGUCCUGCCAUUAUGAAGUUGCGAAUGGCGCUUUGAGGAGUCGGAUGAUCGGAUGAGGAUUUAUGUGUCUGGACGAUGAGAAAAAGUACGCGUGGUGAACGGGAAACGGAGAGAGAGAGAGAGAGAGAGAGAGAGAGAGAGAGAGGAGUGAGAGGGGUAAAAGUGGAAAAGAAUUGAAUCGAGAGGGAGGAAGUAGAAAUGCAAAAGUGCCAAAUACCCAAAAAGCGAACCGUAUUUUUGUAAAUCUGGUUUCAUACGUAAGGCUAAUAGUCGUGCGGCGAAUCGUCUAAAGAGAACCUGAACUGCCGAUUUUAUAUAAGAAGACGUUUAAGCAAAAGAAAAAAAUAAUAUAUAAUAAAAUAAUUAACGGAACGGCGGAGAGCGCGAUGGCGUUAUUGGGUAACGACGAGGGGUGGUACUAGGGAGGAGGCGAAUAAUAAUAAAAUAAAUAAAUAAAUAAAGCGCGAGGAAAAGGAGCUAUAAGAAACAAAGAAACAAACAGAAAAACAUAAAUCGCUUGUAAACAACUGCCAAUUUCAGAAGCGGCCUCUAUCUAACUAGCCGGGGGAGGAUGAGGGUUGAGGCAUCUAGAAGAAAGGAAUCAAGAGCAAGAAGAGAAGGUGAAAGAGAAAGAGAGAAAGAGAGAGAGAAUGAAAAACAGACAUAAGGAGAGACAAGUUCAUCAGUAUCUCCGGAUGAAUUGAAUAAAUUUGUAUAAUAGCCGUCUUACCAAUAAUCAAUUAACGAGGAAGACAACAACAACAAAAAUGGCUGAAUGAACGCAGUGGAUAAGACUUGUGCCAAAAAUUUCCUAUGAAGUCGCGCGCCCGUCUGGUUACCAAAAAAUACUGAUUUUUUGGCAUUUUCGAAAAUUCUUAUUAUACCGUAAAGACCUACCUUCGGAUUUGAGAUUCCCGUAUCACUCCUUCCUCAAGAUAUCAAAGUGGGCCAAAAUCAAUCCAGUCUGGCUCCGAUUGAAAUUUUGAAAAUUUUCUACCAGGGAAUUGUGCCAUAACAUAAUUACAUAAUUACAUAAAUACGUGCCAAAAUCGUCUGACACGCGCAUCUCAUUCCUGUCGGAUUAUGACGAAUUUAUAAUUUUUUUUUUCUAAUAUGCAAAAUUCUCAAAUAUCCAAAAUCGGGGAUGAGUUAUUCGAGAUAUUCGAUAUUAUUAUAAGAAAUAAUUAAUACAACGUAUCCGUAUGAGUGAAUGAUAAAGGGGUCUAACGAUAAGACGUUCGCGCGAUGUACUCGGCCGAAUAUGUGAAUAUCAAAAUGGCAAUCGCAAGUUGACGAGAGGAAAAGUAAAAAGAAUAGCUGACGUUUAACGUGCACGUACACAGGAAUGUUGAUGAGGACGAAGACGAAGAAUCUGAGGAAUAAAAAAAAAAUGAAACACACAAGUUAUACCGAAGAGGUUGAAAAAUGGGCGCAGAAAAAAAAUAUGGCGCCUCCACCCCCCCACCGCGGUAUAAUAAUCAAUUUAUUUGCUCAUAUAAAAAUAAUGAAUAAUGUUAAUGUGCAUAGCUAUAUAUAUAUAAAUACAUAUAAAUAUAAUUGAUUAAGGGGAAGUAUAACGGUUACUCAACCAGAGGGACAGAAUUACGUAUUACGAAAGGGACAGAAGAAUGUUUUGUUCGGUGUAUGAGAAAAACAAAAUAUCCAUGAAUGAACAGCGAGUAUGUGAUGCGUGCGACGGAACAAUGAAAGAGUCCAGUGUGUGUGUAUGCGUUGAAAAAAAAAAUGUAUGAAAGUCGAAGAGGAAUUUGAUCGUAACGAGCGAGAUUAUUAAUCGAUUCGAAAAGAAGUUUGCUCACAAAUUGUAGAAGAAAAAAAUUUUCUUUUUGUUUGGGGGAAAAAUCAGCUAACUAGAGGGGCGUUUAGCGAAAGGGAGAUAUUGAGGGACGAAUCGAGACGAUGAAUUACAAACGAACAAAAUACACGAACAAAAUGUCAAACUCACUGUACUAGACUCACCUGUACAGCUUCCGAGAGUGUUUUGUUAUUUUAUUUAAUUUUUAAUUUUGCAAACCAUUCGGGAAAAUAAUUCGCAUGUGUAUUUAUAUUACCGUAUAUGCAUGUGUUUAUUCACUGUAUCAUGGAUGCGAAAUUGAUAGGCUGUCGGGCCACUACGUACAUUGGUCUACCAUUUAAUUAGUAUAUUUCGCGUUAACUUUUAUAUAUUUGCGAGCGACGCUGAGUCGAUUCGAAUAUCGGACGAAUUUGUAUGAAAUAUAUACGUAUAUACAGUAGCGUCAAGAGAAAAAUGAAAAAAAAAAUUCGAUAUUAGAUACUGGACAAUUUUUUCAAAUCAGACUCGUGCGCAAACAAUCAUUCUCACGCAUGCGCCCAAGGAUAGAAUGGCUCGGGGAUAGGAUGACUCGGGAAAUGAAAUAAAAAAUUUGAAUUAUAGAGAACGAAGACAUUUGAAAUUUUUAUUAUUAUUAUAUGUUUUUCUUUUAAGAUUGUAAAAUCAUUGUCGGAUGUGUUUUUGAUAUAGUUCCACAUAAACACGCACACGUUGUUAACAAGACACUCGGCGGUGGCGCCAUCUGUUCUCGAAUGAUCGAUUUUCUCACUUAUUAAUCAUUAUUGUGAUCGCUAUGUUGGGUUUCCGGUCUAAUAAGAACGAUUUCCGGGUGACGUUUGUAUAAAUACUGUCGAUCAAUUUCGCCUGGGUUAACGGAACGUCAAUGCCGCGUAACAAAAUAGAGAUAAGGAUUAAGAUGACAGAAAAAAAUGUGUUUGUUGUGUGGUGAUGCGCAAGCGGUUAAUUUUUUACUUUUUUACUUCUUUUUUUUUUUUUAUUUGGAUAAUACAAAUUUUGAAUAUGGGGAGAGACACGAUUUAUCAUGUGUAAACGCUAACACUUAAUACGCUAAAUAUGAAUAAAUAAUAACGAGAGGAGAGAAGGAAAAAAAAUAUACUAUUUAAUAACGAUGCUAAAUAAUGAUAAAAAUGAAAAACGAUAACAAUAAUGGUUACGCUAACGAUUAUUAUUGUAAUAACGAUUAAUACUUAAUAACGAUUAAUACUUGUAACGAUAAAUGUAUCAAGAAUAAUAAUACUAAUAAUAAUAAUGAAUAAUAAUAAUAACGAUACAACAAUAACGAUAAUAUGGAUAACCAUUGAGAAGUUCGUCAGGCCCCGAUCGUCGCCGAAAUCAAAAUUCGUGGCGUUUUUUUAUUUAUUUUAACUUUUAAUUUUUUUCUUUUUGCGAUAAUCGUGUUGGAAUUUUUUAGAUUUUUUUUAGUCACACACAUAACACAAAACGAUACGGACAUAUGACGUCACGCUUACCAUGCACGUUCAAAAAACACAAAAUGAUAUACGUACGAUAGGUAUAGUUUCGCUGAGCGUGAGAAUUAUGGAUGAAAGUUUUUUGGGGAUUUUUAUUUUGAAAUUUUCUUUCACUUCGUUCUCCCUUACAAGGAAUAUCUCGGGCGUGUUCGUGAAACUUUUUAGAAACCGAAACGAUCUAGGGAUCGAUCGAUCGCGCGAGACAAUCGUGUGCCGCGGGGAAUGAUUUUGGAUUUCCAAAAAAAAGACAAGUGAAAAACGGGAAAAAAAAUGGAAAACAAAAAGAAUGCGCGUUUUUUUUUCCCAAUAUCUCAUCAGUGCGCGCCUGCCUUCCUCGUCGUCACAAUUUUUGUUUAUCUUCCACGAAUCGUCGCGAUAUUUUCUCGGUGCGUAAAAUCGGCCAAUUUGAAAAAAAAAGGUUGAGAACGCGGCGCAAAUCGUCUUCCCGCAAUUUCGAUUUCGAAUUGUCGCCGAAGAAGGGUGUGCCACCCCUCCCCUCCGCUCAUCUCUUCGACUCUACCCAGGUAUUUUGGGAAAAGUUGAUUUUGACGCUUUGCUGAAUUUUAAUGACGGUUUUUUGAAUUUGAUGAUUUUUUUUUCUUUUUUUCAAGAUUGAUGACAGCCGGAGGUGGGCACACCUCUCGCACUAAUCGUUAACUCUUUAGGACGUAGCGCGUUAUAUUAAUUAAGGGAGCCGGUGGUGGCGGAUACAGAGCGGCCGAAGUCCGCGACGACUUCUUUCUCGAGGAUUGCUCGCUUGGGCCGCUCCUACUGCCGCUUACUUUUUGACUCAUUAAACGUGCAACUAAUUAGGUAAGUAAUUAAAGUAACUCUAGAUAGGUUUUUCGCCGAUUGCGAUACCCUCCCCGAGGCCGGGACUAGACUUUUUUUAAUGGACGUACUCCAAUUUCACUUUUUUUCCCAAAAAUUGCCACCGUCAAGAAUUUCGCUGAACUUUUUCAAAAAUAAUUCAUCGAGGCGUUCCAAUAUAUUUUUUUAAACCGUAAAUCUGCUGGGGGCGGUUUCGCAAUUGUAAAUUCGCUCAAUCGUCAGAAGGCUCAAAGGGAUGACGGAACAGUGAAAGGGGUAAAAUUUUCGAAUAGUUAAAAAUCGACGGUAUCGUUUCUUGCCGAUAGAACUGAAUUGAUUUUUCAUUGUCACCGGUGGGACUCACGCCCUUUUCGGAUGCGGGACCGUCCAUAUAAGAGAAGAGCACCCGGUACGGUAUCUCAAAAAAACAUUCGAAAUUGUAUAAAUUAUAUUUUUUUGAAUUUUUUAUUCCACCAUUACCGCCAUUUUUUCCUUUUUUUUACUGUCAUUAAUUUUUCCAGCUAAUUUCCUUAAUCCAAAAUAUACAUUUUUUAACUGCGCUCCCGCCGGCACACAACAAUACCAUACCACACGAUACACACUCAACAAAAAACUUUCAACUUUCAACGAGAGAAAAUUUGCUGAAGUACUUAAAUACUCCAAAUUUUUUUUUAAAUCGCACCAGAUAGACUCGUCAUCGGAUUGUCUUUUAUGUUAUUAAUCGGAGUGCGAGUGUGCGUGAUAUGCGUGGAAAGAUAAGAGGGAUUUAGCGUACAGGAAAAAUAAAAUUUGAAGAUGCGACCGUCGGGACAGAAAUGAAGAAUAAAAGAAUAUUCUUCAUCUUUGAUAGCAGUAAUUAGCUAAUAAAAGCAUUUUAAAUUACGUAUGUUGGAUUACGUAACAUGUUAUAUAUAUAUAUAUUGAGUACAUACACGCACUUUACUCGUACGAAUAGGAUUAAUAAUAACAAGCGCCAUUGUUUAAAUUAUUCUCUCAAAACCUAGACAUUAAUAAAGCCGCGCGAUUUGCCAAAAAAAAUGGAUGGACGAGAGCGUAAAAAAAUUUUUUUGGGAAAAUGAAAGAAACACGAAAAAGCGAUAAGUUAGGUGCGAUUUGAGUUCUAUCACGAUUUACGAGUUCCGUGUAUUUAGGCGAUUUUAGAAAAGACAAAAAUAAGCACGCGACAUUUUUUGGACUAUCCUUGGUGAAAUAAUCAAUGAGAGAGAGAGAGAGAGAGAGAGAAUGUGUAUUAAUUAGAUAACUAUCGUAUGUCUUCCUUGGAGUACACCCGAACGCGGGAUCCUCGUUCGCACUCGAUUGGCAGCCAUUUUUAUUUUUCUUUUCCAAAAAUUCUCCUUCAAUUACGUCAAUUCCCUGAAGCGUGUACAUAGACAUUUUUACGAAUAAAUUUAACGUAGUAAGAAAUUUAAUAAAACGAAAACUGAUUUAAUUUUGAAAAUUUUUUUACGUAUCCUCAAUGGUAUUUCAUGCUUUCACCAGCAGCCAACCGAGCGCCAAGUAGCUUGAACGACGAUGGCGGCGUUCGAAAUGAGUUAACCUAAAAAAUAAAAAAAUAAAAAAUAAAACAGCUUACCUAUUAAAUAAUGAAAUAAAAGACGUGUAUAAAGGAGAGGAGUGAGAGAGAGAGAGAGAGAGAGAGAGAGAGAGAGAGAGAGAGAGAGAGAGAGAGAAAGGAUGUGUGAGUCUAUAUACGUGAGCGACGUAUUACGAAGGAACGAGAGAGAGAGAGAGAGAGAAAGAUGAUAAGUGGCCGUAUCACACGAUGAACCUUUUGAAAAUAACUCCGAUGCCAGUUAGUUCCAGUCGUUCAUCUUUUUCUCUUUGGAUAAAUUCCACGUUUUCCCUCAGAAUCCAUCCCCCUGUCCUUUCCAACCCUUCUUGUCAAGGACAAUACUAGAAAAAAGAAGAGCAAAGAAAUCCCAAGGAAUUCGCCCUUCCAGAACCUCCAAGGAAAGAUAAAGCAAUGAGAUAUAGAUAAAGCCACAGAAAUGACUACCUUUUUACAAGAAAACGUUUCGCCCUUAAGAUACCAAUUUUUUUUUUUCCCCCAUAUACCAAAUGCCUGGAAUUGAGAUUUUUCCACUGCGGGAGAAUCUUCCUCCUGUACCCUCUCCCACCCCCACUUUCUUCAACUCGAACUCCUCUCACAUUUUUUUUUCUCGUUCCCCUCGUGUUUACCUCCUUCGCACAUUUUUUUUACUACCCUCCGUCUUCGCCAUUCAAUCGCCCCCCGCCCCCUCUCAACCUCCGCGCGUCAACGAAGAAACGGAAUUUUUUUGUCCUUUUAUUUUAUUUUGAUUUUUUUUUUAUUCGUUCAACCAAACGAUACGCAAGAGCGCAUGAAUAAGAUGCAUAAGACAUGAAGCAUCCUCCGACGAAGCACUAAUUUUAAUUAGAACUGAUUACUGCUAAAUUGCACGGUAAUGCUCUAACGGGGCACCAAGCGGAGAAUUAUGGAGCUAAAGCGCGAGAGAGAGAGAGAGAGAGAGAGAGAGAGAGAGGGAUAGAAUUUCUAGCAACGAUGGCAAAGCGUGAAAAAUUUUAGUCGAGUAUGACUUAAAGAGAAAAAAGAAUGUAUGAUGUGAAUCUCGUGAAAGAAUUUCGAAAAUGUUAAUAGGGGUGUGGAGUGGGGAUGGGGGGAAGGAAAAAAAAGUAAAAAAUUUUUUUUCGUAACAUGUAUCCAAAUGACAAUGACCGUAUCGACGUUAAUCAAGCUGAUAAAUGAUUAUUUGAAAAACUGAUAGUAUUGUUAAGACAAUCAGACUUAAUAUUACUCCGGCCAUCUCACGAUAAGGCGCCAGGGACACCACUUCGCGCGAGUAUGACGAAGAAAGGGAUAUAUAAAAAAUAACUCACGGUCCAUUCCCUCGUAGCGAUACGUCGUUAACUACCCUCGCGGUGGGGGUGGUUGAAGGGCCGUAAUUCUGACUUCGGCUGAAAUUACGUAAUUUACACACACUUAGGACACGUACCGCGUAUAAAAAUAUAAAUACGUACUGCUGGUACUUAGGGGGGAUAUGUGGGUCACAGGUGGGGGUAGGGUGGGAUUGGAGGGGGAUAGUGCAAUUUGAGAAUGCAAUGAUGGAUAAAGACAUCCAUUAAAGAGAGGACGAUAACGAUUACGUAUUAAUUCUAAUCGAGGCCGUGAGAUGGCGCUGCGAGUACCGGUGAAUAUUUUCCUGGGAUAAUAGUGGUGAGAAAAAAAAUUUACAAGUAGGGAAAAAGAAUUAAAAUUUACCAACGAACGCCUCUCCCGUCGUACCCUUGGAUGCGGUGAGGGAAAUUUUUUUUGAAAAAAAAAAAUUCGUUUUCAAGGUACUCGUGCCAAAGGCCAUUCGUCGUUUAGAGUGGCGGAGGGUACGGAGAUGAAAUUAAGGGUUGAUUAUUAUAAUUUUUUUUGUUUUUUUGAAAAUCUCACGGACGCUCCCGGUUGACUAGUGGGUGGUGGGUUAUAUACACUAAAGGCUAAUACCAAUAUUACCUAAUGCUAAUCGUAGAUUUUUGAAAUUUAAUAAUAUACGAUAAUAUUAAUAAAAAGUGUUAAUGCAAAGUACUCGGUACCACUGAGCGGAAGAAUUGUGCCCGGGCGUCGGGACGCUUUUUUGUAACGCCUCAUUUUCUACGAUCGGCUGGCGCCGCGGCGCCAAUCGAAACAAACAGAGACAGUUGUUAAGGGUGAGAAAUAAAAGAGACAGAGAAGAAACUCCUCGCGCAGUAAUUACAGUGAAUAAUGAAUAACGUGAAAAUGGAACGGCGAUAAAAAAUUUUGAAAAAAAAAGUAAAUCGUCAAAAAAAUGGCGUUAAGAGUGAAAUUCGAUGACGUAUGUUUGACGUUUACCGAUGCACCUUUCUGACACUGGAUAUACAUACGUGACACAUACGCCACACACAUGCGGGUUUGGGAGUGCAGUUUUGGAUUUUUGUUUGUUUUUUUUUUUUGACACUUUUAUUUGCUCACCUAUUGGUCACCGAAAUUGCUGUGUAAUAGGCUGUGGUAAUAUUACCUCUUUAUAAGAAAUUCUAUCUUAGCUCUACUAACCACAUACACAUCCUUCCCCUUUGUUCAACCAUUGGUGGUAUUAUUUUGAAUUUUUUUGGUUACUCCCAAUCGACAGAAACGAAAAACAAUUUUUUUUCAUCGUCACGUUGGCAAUGCCGCUCGACGAGGGAUUUUUCUGUUUUGACUUCUAUUUUUAAAAAAUUGGACUCGCGACGUUUGAAAAUCGGGACGAUGUUUUGACGCUGGUGGCGUUUGCGUAUUAUGUAUACAUUGUAUUGAAAAAAAAAGAAGACGAUGAAAAAUGAAACAGAAAGAGAGAUAAGUAAGCAGAAUCGGGAGAACGAGUUAACGGUGUAAGGUAUCGAAUCUACAUAGUUACAAUUGUUACGAUAAAAUUACGGGUAAUUAUUAAGAAGAAUUCUAGACUUUUUCUAACUAAUCGAAUCGUAACGGCGGACUCGUGCCAAUCCUCUAGAUUUUACGACCUACAACGCAAGGAUUUACGUGAGUGCCCAAAUGUAUCUGUAUGUUAUCCAAGUAUGCAAGAGCGAUUCAUCUGCAUGAAUAUGAGUUACGAAUGCAUGUGAGAGAGAGAGAGAGAGAGAGAGAGAGAGAGAGAGAGAGAGAGAGUUCAAGAGAAAUGAAAGAAACGCUGUUAUCCUACUAAGUCGGCUAUGAUAUAGUACAUUUGAUUAUUCGUCGUUUAACGAGAGCGGGCAGUAAGAAUGACAAAGAGAAAAUGCGAACGAAUGGAUGAAACAUACAGAGAGAAAGAGAGAAAGGCAAUAUGAAAUUUUGAAUACCCGAAACAAAAAAAAAUUAAAAUAUUCAGAAACGAAUGGCCAGGAAAAAAUUAUAAAACAUUUUGCCGGACAUUAAACUUUGUUAUCUUUGAUUACCUUAUCGUUUCAUUAUAUCACUCGAGAUAGAACUCCAUGGUAUACGUUGUCUAUGGUAGAGACCACGUCGCGACGCUACGCGUCGGACACUCGCUACGCUCUAAGUGUGAGAAAUCGAAGACGUAAGAAAGAGAGAGAAAGAAAAUAAUAAUAACAUUUAUCCUUGUUAAUUCGCCUAAAUCAUUAAAUAUUGUAUCAAAUAUUAUUAUUAUUGUACAAGUUAUUUAUCUUUAAUAAUACAUAAUAAUUCAUUUUUAUCCCAGCUAUUGUUCUCUAAUUAUAUAUUGUAAAUAGGAAAUAUGAGGGGAGACAUGGUUAUACUUAUCGCAAUCGAUAUAUCCGAAUGGCGAUUGCGUAAGAACGAAGAAUAGAGAUUAGUGGGAGGAAGGAAAUAAAAGAAAAGAAAAAGAAAACAAAAUUUUAAGAAAAAAAAAAGUCGUAUCAUUGGUCGAUUAUCGUUAUUGUUAUUUUAUUUCUAUUAUUUUUUCUGAAUAUUAUUAUUGUUGUUGUUGUUGUUAUUAUUAUCGUCACUGUUGCUAUCACUUUCAUUGUCUGGCACAACACGUGGAAAAUUGUCUCUGUGCGGGAAUUCGUAUAUGUCAUACGAAAAUUAAAGAUAAAGAAAGGGUGAGUGUUGUACGUAUGCUUGAGUGAGUGUUAAGUCAUAAGAAAGCGAAAGAUACGAUUUGACGAGAAAUUUGUUUUCAAUAAAGGAAAGAAAGAAUCUGAAAAAAAAAACAUUUGGGGAGAAUGGAAGGAAAAUCGUGUUUAGGAUGGGCGGAAUCAAAAGAAGCCAAAAAAGGAAAAAAAAAUAUUAAAGAACAACGAAUCUAAAACGGAUACCAUUAAAAGGGUAUCCCUGCGUAUCUGUGUCCUUCUGUCCGUCUAUUUGUGCGUAAGUGCGUUGUCACACGUUUCCCAUACGCCUUCCGUGUGUGGGAUCGUGAAAAAAGAAAAAGAAAAAAGAGAGUCGACACGUAAUUUUGCGUCGUCGACCUUACUCGCCCGCUCUUGAUUGGCUGCUCGAAUUUAUUAUUUCUUUUCUUUAACGAGCAUUCCUUCGGUCUUGUUCAAUUCUCUUUUCUUCUUUCUUUAUCUUUACUCGAGAUCCACUGGAUGCGCGCGAGUCCUCGCACGCAAUUAUAUUACACACGUCUAUAUAUAUAUAUAUAUUCAUACGGUUACGUGCACGUGUAUAUCUAUAUAUACGUAUACGUAACCAUCAAGUUCUCGCAGAAGAAAGAAAGAAAGAAAAAAAAAGUGGCUCGUUUUCUUUUUCUUUUCUCUUGUCCGAUCGCCACCUCGAUUUGAACCCUUUGUUCGUACGAUCCUGCGAUUCUUCACCUUUGACCCCGUUAAAAGCUCCGGAGCAACGGAGAGGAGAUAUGGAAAAAAUAGAUAAAGACAAAGAUACGAGCAGUCUCUUGCCAAGGUAUAAGUGACUGUGCAUUGGGAGGGGGACGAGGACAGAAAUAAUAUAUACCGAAUGUACAUGACUGAGAAAGAAUAUAAUAAACCGUGCCAGACGAGCAUAUAGAGAAGAAGAAAAAGAAUCACGAAAAAGAUAAACAAAGGGCUAAGUCGAGCCUUGGGCAUUCGGUGGGACUUUAAUCCGUAAUUAUAUUUCGCUCAGAACAGUGAAAAGGAAGAGGAAGAAGAAGAAGAUGACGGGGGAUGUUGAUCUUGACUGUAAGGGAUGGCCAUUGCUAUUAUUAUUAUUACUAUUACUACUACCAGUACUAUUGCUGAUAUUAUGAUUAUGAUAAUAUUGUUGUUAUUCGACGGUGACGAUAACGACUAAGAGAAAGAAGGAAAAAGAUAUAGGAAAAGGAUUUACCUGCUGCCGACUGAUCAGUGAGAAAGAAAAAAUUUCGAGUAAUUGUGUGUUAAGAGCGUGACUGAGAUGAUAGUAGUCACGCAAUGUGUAUAUGUGAGGGAUGCGUGAAUGAAUAUGUGAGAUCGUUGAUGACGAUCAUGAUUAUGAUGAUGAUGAUGAUGAAAACGUGAUGAAUGACAAGUGAGACGAAACGUUUAUGUAUAAAGUAUUAAUUACCUUAUUAAAAGCCAUUACUCUAAAACAUUAUGUAUGGAUAAACUAAACUAACCCUAUUUAUUAAGGAUAACGUCUACACUCUACGUACACGCAGGAUAUACAGUCUAUCCACGAUAUGUAAAACGAUUAAAUAAAUCGAGCGGUUAAAAAUAUUGUUUAAAAAAUAAUAAACGUAUUUGACGAAAAUAUUACUGGAAGAUGGUCUGCUGAUAGGUUGGACAAGGGCGGGAGAGAACGAUUGACGAGUUGUUGUGAAUGAGAGAGAGAGAGAGAGAGAAAGAGAGAGUGGAUGAUCUUUUGAGCGAACGGACGAAAUAGAAAGAAUCUGUGAGACGUAAAAAGAGUGGAGAAAAUGUAAGACUGAAAGAAAUACGAUUCGCAGCUUA